This is a messenger RNA of Anguilla rostrata (American eel), 1477 nucleotides long. Its product is annotated as GTP cyclohydrolase 1-like. Gene Ontology annotation, molecular function: GTP binding; zinc ion binding; GTP cyclohydrolase I activity. The transcript has 6 exons. Gene Ontology annotation, biological process: tetrahydrofolate biosynthetic process; tetrahydrobiopterin biosynthetic process. Bases 198 to 911 code for a protein of 237 amino acids. The record is from RefSeq and is a predicted model, not a curated record. Gene Ontology annotation, cellular component: cytoplasm. NCBI's taxonomy places the organism in Eukaryota, Metazoa, Chordata, Actinopteri, Anguilliformes, Anguillidae.
AGUCGGAGAAAGCGCAGCUGGAGUGUUUCCCGACAGAUGUCUGGCGAGGGUGCGCAGUUUCAAUCAGAGAAGGUAUAGACAGCCGAUGAAUAGCCUACAGGUUAUUUUUGAGAGAACAUACCAUUACGUGGAUAUUUGUUACGCAAACAACCUUCAUAUAUUUUUUAAACCUUAGUCAUACAUUUUUUAAAAAUAAAAUGGAGUAUCACAACAGAACAGAAAUGAACGAAAUGUGCAAUGGUAAAACUGUCACAGAGAUUCACAACGCCUUCGGAGAUUUCUCAAUCAAGGCCAAAAAACACGCAUUCCAGGACAAUCAAGAGGGGUCUCGCAAGGAAGACGAAGACGCAUAUAGGCUGCCAGCGCUGGAGGCUGCCUACACCACCAUUCUCCAGGAGCUGGGAGAAGACACCGACCGCCAGGGUCUUCUCCAGACCCCGCACCGCGCAGCGAAAGCCAUGCAGUUUCUCACCAAAGGCUACCACGAGAACAUCUAUGACAUCCUGAAUGAUGCCAUAUUUGACGAACACCAUAAUGAGAUGGUUAUCGUGAAGGACAUUGACAUGUUCUCCCUGUGUGAGCAUCACCUGGUGCCCUUCUUUGGAAAGGUUCACAUUGGGUACCUGCCGAAUCAAAAAGUGGUGGGUCUGAGCAAACUAGCAAGAAUUGUUGAGAUAUACAGCCGGCGACUUCAAGUCCAGGAGCGACUGACCAAGCAGAUCGCUACGGCCAUCUCAGACGCACUGCAGCCGGCUGGGGUGGCUGUUAUCAUAGAGGCAGUACACAUGUGCAUGGUCAUGCGUGGUGUACAGAAGAUGAACAGCCGCACAGUCACCAGCACCAUGCUGGGAGUGUUCCGAGAAGAUCCCAAAACUCGUGAGGAGUUUCUGGCCCUGGCCAAGGACCGCUGAACCAAUCUCAGCUUCUCCUGAAUACUGCCCUCUACUGGCAAAUCCAGACAAUGCAAGCCAAACUCACACACUCCCACGGUUAGUUCUCUUUCCAUGCACAAGCAACGGGGCUUUUCUUCUACGUGGCUUUUAAAUAGACCUCCUCCUUUGCCACUAAUGCAUGCUUUAGGGCAUUGGAGAUACAACUUGAAAAACAGGCCUGCUAUAUCAGUACUGUAUGUGCAUUACUUUGGGACAGUGCCUAAAAAUAGUCUGUGAGACUUUUAUAAUCUCCUGCAAAGAGGCUUAUGAUUACUUUCAUUGUUUGAUUCCAAAUCAAUGUCCAUACAAACUGACCACAGCCCUUUACUUCCUGAUAUUGUCUAUACAUACAGACCACACAGGCCUUAGUAUACUUCCUGAAAAUAUCCCUUCAUACAGACCACAGGUUUUUUUCUGACAGGUGAAAUGGUCUGUCUGAACUACAGUUGGGCCUGCUUGAAUAGAGCGUUGUGUGUGAUGAUUUUAAAGUGUGUCUUCAGAUGUUUCCUGUAAAAUUUCACAAAAUAAAUGAGACAAUAAAUGAC